This is a messenger RNA of Austrofundulus limnaeus, 2717 nucleotides long. Its product is annotated as potassium voltage-gated channel subfamily S member 3. The transcript has a single exon. Gene Ontology annotation, molecular function: protein binding; voltage-gated potassium channel activity. Gene Ontology annotation, biological process: protein homooligomerization; action potential; potassium ion transmembrane transport. NCBI's taxonomy places the organism in Eukaryota, Metazoa, Chordata, Actinopteri, Cyprinodontiformes, Rivulidae. The record is from RefSeq and is a predicted model, not a curated record. The coding region runs from base 887 to 2197 and encodes 436 amino acids. Gene Ontology annotation, cellular component: voltage-gated potassium channel complex; membrane.
AGCACCUCUAGUAAUAUAUUUACUGAGAAAAAUGGUGACGUGUUCAAUACUUAUUUUACCCGCUGUAUAUCUCUGCUGCAUGGACGUUCUGUCGUAGUGCGGUUCACUUCCACAGCUUGGUGUAUUGAAACAAAUGUUAUCGUUUUUUGUUUCCGAUUUUUAUUUGCAUUUGGAUUUUAGCAAGCAGUCUUGCAUAACAAGAAGACAUCGAAAGGGGCACGCAGUUACAUUUCACAUUACACAGAAAAAAACUCUUAGCCUUUGAAAAAUGUCGUAUUAGGUCAUAGUUACCAGAGUGCACACCGUAAACAAGCUGCAGCACUAUAAACUGGUGGUGCAUCGUGCAUUAAAAUUUAAACAUAUUCUGGAGCAGCAUUUCAGAAGCUGCUCGGGACUCCUUAACAUCCCACUUGUGUUUGUGCUGCUCCCACAUUCUGCAUGGAGUCGAGACAAACCGCUGCUUGAGGUAACAUUGACUCUUCCUUUUUAUCUAUUUAUUUAUGUAGUUAUUUUACACCUAAUAUGUGGCAGACACUGGUGACACUUUCAGAAUAUCAACUGCUUUUCUUUAAAACAGUAUGUAAAUAAAUAUAUAAAUAAUACUGUUAGAUGCCUACAAGAGAAUAMUGUAUUAAAUGCUUUUUUUCCCACAAAUGUUACAAAAAUGAGUUUGUGUGACAAAAAUAUUUUGUGUGUUUUACAUUACAAAUCCCUUGAUGCUGACACUUAGGAAGUCAAAAGACCCAGAUGCAACUUGAUUCUUGAGGACACGGAUGUAAAACUCUUAGAUGUGAUCACAUCUGAAAUAUGCUUAUUUCUGUUUUAUUUUUUCUGCAGAAGAAGAGGUCUUUUAUAUUUUCAAGAAGGAGAAGUGAGCAGCCUCAUCAUGGUUUAUGGGCAGAUUCUCCAACAGCCUGAUGACUGCUUCAUUAAUGUAAAUGUUGGAGGAUUCAGGCAGCGCAUGAAUCACGCCYUACUGAGGAGAUUCCCGCAGACCCGUCUUGGUCGCCUGCUGUGCUGCAGCUCCAAAGAGGCCAUCCUGGGACUCUGCGARGACUUCAGUCCCUCUGAAAUGGAAUACUACUUUGACCGCAGCCCGAGUUUCUUUUGCUACAUCCUCAACUUUUACCUGACMGGGAAAAUCCACCUGGUAGACGGCCUGUGCGUGGUUUCGUUUGUCCAGGAGAUUGAGUACUGGGGCAUCAAGGAGCGCCACCUGGACCUGUGCUGCAGCAGCAGAUUCCUGGAACUGAUGGAGCAAACGUGGGAUCAAAGAAGCGAUGACCAGCAGCUCCAGAGCUCAGGCUCUUCUGCUGAGGAGCUUACAGCUUCUGAGGACAACAUGGAGUUAUUUGAAGGCUCCCGCUGUGCGGAUGUUCGCAGAAGRGUUUGGAUUCGACUUGAGAAUCCAGGUUUCUCCACCUCAGCGAAAGUAAUGGCUGCAGCAUCUGUGAGCGUGGUGAUUGUCUCCAUUGUUGCCAUGUGUUUGAACAGCAUGCCAGACUUUCAUCAGCUGGAUUCUGAUAACAAGUACAUUGACAAUCCGGUGUUGGCUUUGUUUGAGAACUUCUGCAUCCUGUUCUUCACUGCAGAGUUCACUCUUCGUUUGGCCGUUGCACCGUCAGCCAAGAAGUUCUUGCUCAGCCCUUUGAAUGUUAUUGAUUUGUUGUCAAUUUUGCCUUUCUAUGUGACGACGAUCUGCGAUGAAAUGAGCACGGAUAAGAACCCGGAGCUGGAGAACGUUGGCAAAGUGAUUCAGAUCUUGAGACUGAUGCGAGUGUUUCGCAUUUUGAAGCUGGCUCGUCACUCAGCUGGGCUCCGCUCUCUGGGAGCCACGAUGCGACACAGCUCCAAAGAAAUGGGCCAGCUGGUGCUCUUCUUGUCCUUGGGGGUUUCUUUGUUUUCUGCUCUUAUUUACUUUGCAGAGAAAGAGUCGAAAGUAUCCGAGCUGCAGACUAUUCCUAUUGGCUGGUGGUGGGCCACCAUAAGCAUGACCACCGUGGGCUACGGGGACACAGUUCCAGUUACUUCAGCUGGGAGGAUGAUAGGAACACUGUGCAUCGUCUGUGGGCUGCUGAUUGUUGCUCUGCCCAUUACCAACAUCUUCAACAAAUUCUCUAAGUUCCAUCAGCGGCAAAGACGCUUUAAUGUCAAAAAGAACGGAACCAUUUAUGAGCAAGAUAAACCCAUUUCCUAAAAUAUUUUCUUAAGAACUUACAGCUCAAAUAAGUCGAUCUUGUUGAAACCUCUUAUGUUGUGUCUGGGUUUGUGUAGAGAUUUGUGUUUUUGUGUCUCACUGGCAGCUGAGAACAUUUAGAAAGCAGCUGUCUGCAACUGCUAACACGCCUCUGGCUUCAGCCAUUAWAUCAAUAUUUAAAUCUGCACUUAGAGACAUUGAGUUCCUCCCUCUGUGACAUCCCUUCACACUUAAAGUCACACAUUAUUGCUUUCAUUUGAUUGACCUGCCRUUCUAAGUAUAAAGACACAGUCAACAGGACCACAUGACUCGGCACUGAGGAGGCAUUGAGCAUAAACUCAAAUUCAUUUGUCCCCACAAAGAACAAGUAYGGUCUCCAAAGGUCUGAGUGGGUCAUGCAAUCUUGUCACCCUUUUUAACAUAAUUUUGAUCCCCUUUUUCUCUGCAAAUAUGCUGGUCAUAAAAUUAGAAUAUCACAAAAAGUUUAUUUAUUUUAGUAAUUCCAUUCAGCCCAUGUUUG